Messenger RNA from Paramecium tetraurelia, 321 nucleotides. RefSeq lists its product as uncharacterized. The transcript has a single exon. The record is from RefSeq and is a predicted model, not a curated record. Lineage: Eukaryota; Ciliophora; Oligohymenophorea; Peniculida; Parameciidae.
AUGAUAGGUCCAAAGUCAAUAUUUUAGAUCCCGAUUUCAGAUUAUCAGAAUCAAACAAAUGAUGAUCUCGAAUGCUUAGAUGAUUACUAUUCGGAAUCUAUGCCCAAAGACGACAUAUCAACCUCCCAAUUCAUUUAUCACAAACCCAAUCAUAAACUAAAACUUAAGAAAAGAGUGAGAUUCAAUCUAGAUAUUGUCCUAUGCCAAUUUAGUAAGGAUGAACCCGCCCUUACUAUUUCAAAGCAAACCAAACAACUCAUUACAUCAAGGCCUAACUUAAUGUGGGUUAACCCAACAUUCUUUAACUUGAAAAAAAUAUGA